Molecule: messenger RNA, 4076 nt
Organism: Stomoxys calcitrans (stable fly)
Lineage: Eukaryota; Metazoa; Arthropoda; Insecta; Diptera; Muscidae
Gene: conv
Product: protein artichoke
Exons: 12
Coding region: 387-3713 (1108 amino acids)
Molecular function (GO): protein binding
Source: RefSeq, a predicted model, not a curated record
UUGGUUUUACUCAGUUUUUAUUGAUUUUUUUUUUGGGUUUUGUGAAAGUGAAACUAUUGUUUGUUGUUGUUUUAUUGAAAAAAAUUAAUCAAUUAGCUAGUCGUUGUGUUAUAAACAUACAGUUUUUCUUAUUGUGUUGGAACACCUUAAGAAUAGAAUAUUUACCGCUUGCAAAACAAAAGACUUAAGCCACGAACCUGUUGUCAAUUCUCUAUAAUGAGUCAGUGGUAAAGAUACUGCCAACACGAACAACACCACCACCUUCGACUUGCCAUUUGCUCUGUAAGAGACAUAUUGUACAUCCGCCUUGUUAGGUAUCAAUCGGUCCUCGUUUUAUUCAUGCAUACGUCAAGAGGUCUGCUGCCAAUAUUUGCCAAAAAUCCAAUAUGCACAAAGUCACCUUUGGGAGUGGGAUGCGAGCAGACAUGAUUGCAAAGGCCUUGUUGGCGCUUUCAUCAGUAGCCUUGAUAUUGUUGUCAAUUACGCAUGAAGUGAAGUCUGAAUAUGUUUAUGGGGAACCCAAGUACAAAUGUCCCAGCAGACCCAAGCUAAUAUAUCCUUGUGUAUGCUUUAACAACACCGAUAUUGGCAUCUAUGUACGCUGUGAUAACACAAAUUUGGCCACCUUAUCGGUGGCGUUGCAAAAUUUGGCUGCAUUGGAUAUACCCAUAGAGGAAUUGAUCAUAAACAAGGGACACUUCGAACGUUUAUUUGGUCCCCUAUUCUCCAAAACUGAAGUGAGAAAAUUAACCAUUGAGGAUACACCAUUGGUGUCAUUAGAUGAUUAUGUAUUUUUUGGCAUCAACAAGACCCUAGAGGAACUAUACAUACUCAAUACGAAUUUGGCAAAUAUAUCACCCUUCUCAUUUGGGAUCCUUGGCAAACUUACACAUCUGGUGAUUGAUGGUCAUAAUUUUACCACAUUGGCUAAGAAUUUGUUUGCUGAUCAGUUUAUAGCCAAUAGUGUUGGCGUUAUACGUUUAAUAAAUGGUCCUCUAAAUGAUGUGCCCAUUGAGACAUUUCAGCCUCUUCGUAAACUGAAAACUUUGGACUUGCAUAGCAAUCAAUUGGAAAACUUGAAACGCAAUCAAUUUAAAAAUCUCCGAGAACUGGAAGUCCUUGAUAUUAGUUUUAACAAAAUCAAGAAAUUAGAAGGUCAACACAUUGCCGAUCUAACCAAAUUGGGUUGGUGUAAUGUCUCGAACAAUGCUUUGACGGAGUUGGCUCGUGGUACCUUUGCCCGCAAUGCAGUGCUGAAGGUGUUGCAUUUGUCUCACAACAUGAUUCAGAAAUUGGAUGCCAAUAGUUUCAGAGGAAUGCGAUUUUUGAGACGUCUCUAUUUGAAUGACAAUCGCAUAUCGGAUGUGGGAAGGGGUACUUUUGGUGCCGUGGCUCGUAUUGGUACCAUCGAUUUGGCUCGCAAUGCUUUAAAGAAAGUGGAAUAUCAAAUGUUUACCCAACUCAAUUACAUAGAGAUUCUAAAUUUGGCUGAAAACAAUAUAACCCUUAUAGAAAAGAAUUCCUUUAAGGAUAUCUAUCAAUCUGUGAUAAACAUCUCGCAUAAUGCUUUGGAAAGCAUACAGCCGAAAUCCUUUGAGAAUUGUGUUAAUAUCACCGUAUUGGAUUUGAGUUUUAAUAAAUUGAAGAAUUUUUCCAAGGGCGCAUUUGAUGAGAACACUUUUGCCACGGAAUUUCAAUUGAGCCAUAAUUUCUUGAUAAAUUUGGCUGAUGUGCCUCUCCAAAACAUGUCGGCCCUAAAAAUUCUUAAUGUUUCCCACAACAACAUCAGCAUAGUACCGAAAAAUACCUUCCCCAAACUCUAUGAAUUACACACCAUCGACGUAUCACACAAUAACAUAUCCACCAUCUUCAAUGGUGUCUUCCAAACUCUAUUCUCUUUGCGUUUUGUUGACUUAUCCUACAAUAGUUUGAACGAAAUAAAAUCUUCUAUGUUUGGCACUCUACCAACAAUGCUGGAAUUAAAUCUAAGCCACAAUCUUCUGGUCAACAUAGUUCGGGGUUCCAUGGCCAAAUUAUCGAGUUUGAGAUUUUUAAAUUUAUCCCAUAAUCGUCUGGAGAAGUUAUUCCAAAUACCCAUAUCACUGAAUGAAUUGUAUUUGAACGAUAAUAAUUUGAGUUCCAUACCGCCUGGUACUUGGCCCGUCAUGAAUUCUUUGUUGUACUUGGAUUUGAGUCGAAAUCAACUUGGUGACUCCUUGGAGGAAAGCAGUUUUAAGGGAUUGUUGGUAUUGCAGAAGUUGAAGUUGAUUGGGAAUGGUAUAACUCGACCACCGGCAGAAUGUCUAGCUGGUAUGUCUACUCUACAGUAUUUGUACUUGCAGGACAAUAAUAUCACAGUAUUGGAUAAAAGUGCUUUUGGAAAAUUGCCUGUGCUCUUUGAAUUGAAUUUACAUGGAAAUGGUUUAACAGAGUUGACCAAACGUUCUUUUGAUGGUCUGCUGCAAUUGUUAAACCUAAACUUGUCCUCGAAUGCUUUGAAAACCAUACCCAAUGAGGUAUUUUUUGGAUUGCCAUCACUGCGUAAAUUGGAUUUAUCUCACAACAAGAUAAGCAAAUUAGAUAAUAAAACACAUGGUGUUUUAGACGAUCUGCUCAGUUUGGAGGAGCUCAACUUGAGUCACAACAAAAUAAGUUUUGUCACCAAAAAAACUUUCCCCGAAAAUCCCUAUAUACCCUACAAUCUCAAAUAUUUGGAUUUAUCGUACAAUCAAAUGCCGGUCCUCACCUAUGACAUUACUUUCGGCACCAAGAAACUCUUGAAGCUGAAUUUGUCCCACAACAGCAUUAAUGAAUUGCGUCGCGGUGUUUUGGGCAACUUUACCCGCCUACAAUAUUUGGAUUUAUCCAACAAUGAGCUAAGCAAUCUUCAAUCGGAAGCCCAUCUUUUUGAUUUACCUCAAAAUUUGACUCAAAUCUAUCUGCAGAAUAAUCAAAUUUACAAACUGAACUUCACCAAGUUUCUGAAAGAGGACAAAUUCCUCAAUAUCGAUUUAAGCAAUAAUAGUCUGACGGAGUUUCCCCUGUCUUUGGUGUGGAAUAUACGCAAUGGCACUGAUGUCCGUUUACGGGACAAUCCUUUGCAUUGUAAUUGUGCAGCAAGACCUUUGAAACAUUACACCCUACAAUUGACCAAGUUGACGGAGGAUUUGAAAAAUGUCAUGUGUGAGACUCCGAGUUUGAAUAAAAACAAAUAUCUUUACCAGGUGGAGGAUGAGGCUUUGCAGUGCACUCAGGAGGAUGAAGAGGCCAUGUACCAGGGUUUGGAGUAUCAAAAACUGUCGGAUGUUCGUUUUCGUGAUAUUGUGGUACAACGUGGCAACAUCAGUGUCAUUUGGUUUGUGGUUACCACUCGUGAUGUAGCCGAUUUCAUUGUCUUCAUACGUGAUCGCGAGAACAAUAUCCUUUAUCGUGAAGAUUUUCCCUAUAAUGUGCGUACACUGGACAUACCCGUGUCCAUGUUUAAGGAUAACUUCAAUUUGUAUAGGGAAAUUUGUAUUAUUUCCAAGGAUAGCAAUGGUGAAACUGGAAAUUGGUUCCAUGCCCAAUGUGAUGAAUUGCCACCAUUGAAAGAAGAAAGGCGUUUCUUUUUCUUCCCAGCAAAACCUUCCAGAACUCGUUCGGCCUCUAUGAUGUGGCAUGCAAAUGCUGCCAUAGUUAUUGCUAAUCUUUUACUGCUGAAGAUGGUGUUAUAGUCGAUGCUAGUUUAAGCUCAAAACUGCCUUUCAAAAAAUUGUUGAUACUGCCAAUUUAAAUUAAGAGUUUUAUUUUAAAAUUUUGUUUUGUUUUCAAUAAGAUAAGCGAAUGGUUGUAAUAUAUAUAUUUUUUGUAAAUAUAAAAAUGUUAAUACUCGAGGUGAUAAACAAACAACCUGAAUUUGAAAGUGCAAAAAUUUUUUUUUUGGGUGUAAGAUUUUUCUUUAAAAAAGAUGAUGCUUUGCUUUGAACUCACCUUUGCCUCACAUUAAUUUAAAAUACAUGUUUUAUUAUUGUUAUUCGUUUUUAUUUUUCAGUCCACUUAACCUGAGCAACAAUCAAAUAAUAGACAGGAAGUUAUAA